This is a messenger RNA of Trametes versicolor FP-101664 SS1, 3389 nucleotides long. Its product is annotated as TBC-domain-containing protein. NCBI's taxonomy places the organism in Eukaryota, Fungi, Basidiomycota, Agaricomycetes, Polyporales, Polyporaceae. Gene Ontology annotation, molecular function: calcium ion binding. The coding region runs from base 180 to 3218 and encodes 1012 amino acids. The transcript has 19 exons. The record is from RefSeq and is a predicted model, not a curated record.
GCAUCUCUCGUUCUGGAGAACCCUUUUCUCGUUCUAGGACACGUUCGCUUUCUUGCUUUGAACGGGCAGCGCUCGAUCUAGGUCCUACGCUCAGCCCCACGGGACGAUACUUGGGAAUAGCCGCAGUAGCAGCAGCUGAGAACGGUGCAAUCAACCCCUAGUGCGACAGUGCGGCCAGGAUGUCGACGAUAUCGACGCACCUGCGGAACUUCAAGGAGCCGACGCGGGACCAGCUCACGCAGCUCUUCUUCGCGCUCCCGUCGAGCGUGAACGGCGCGUCGUCCGCGUCCGGCUCCGCGCUCGGGGCGGAGAGCGCGCUCCCGCAGCCCCAACGGGAGAAGGCGGGCGCAGGAGAGAAGAGCGUCGGCGCGGCGGAGACGGAGCUCGAGAAGAUGGAGAUCAACGCGGUGCUCAGCCUUGGGGUGCAGGGUGAGGAGGACUCGUAUGCUGGCAAGCUGUACUUGUUCCCGCCGUACCUGGCGUUUGCGUCGCUCGACCGCAAGUCUGUGCGGUUCACGAUCCCGCUGUGUACAAUCCGCAGAGUCGAGCGGCUUAAUGCACGCGCGGGGAUUUAUGCGCUGAGCCUUUCGCUAUGGCAUGGCAUGAAGAUCGUAGUGCAGCUGACGUCUUUGCGGCCAACUGCGGACCUUUUUUGCUCGCUUCUGCGCGACGCGCUCAAAGUCGAGCUGCAGAAGGGCAAGAUGAAGGCCGUGAAGCCUUUCAUCAAGACAUGCUACUCGGAGCUCCUUGUUGCGAACGCGAGCGCGCCCGAGAACGCCGAGGAGAAGGACGGCGGCGGCGCAUCCAAACACGCCGCGAACGAGGACGGCGGCCCGUCCAGCCCCGCCGCAGACUCGAUGUACCUCGGCGGACUGGGCCUGAAGUUCAAGUUCCCAGGCGAUGCGAAAAAGCUCCGGGAGGCGUCGAAGACGAAGCUGUGGACAAACUAUCUUCGGUCACACGGACGCAACCUCACCCUUCUUCGCUACCCGCAAUGCACGCGGCUCAUCCAGGUCGGUCUUCCGAACCGUCUGCGCGGCGAGAUGUGGGAGACGCUCUCCGGAUCCCUGUACCUCCGCUUCGAGAACCCUGGGUUCUACGAGCAGAUCCUGGUCGAAAAUGCGGGGCGGACAAAUACUAGCACGGAAGAGAUCGAGAAGGACUUGCACCGCAGCUUGCCCGAAUACUCCGCGUACCAGUCGGAGGAAGGCAUCGGUGCGCUACGGAGGGUGCUCUCAGCAUAUUCUUUCAAGAACCCAGAAACGGGGUACUGUCAGGCCAUGAACAUUCUGGCGGCUGCAAUCCUCAUAUACAUGUCCGAGGAACAAGCAUUUUGGCUCCUGGAGGUUGUCUGCGAUCGUCUCCUCCCCGGUUACUACAGCCCUUCUAUGCACGGGACACUGCUGGACCAGCGCGUCUUUGAGUCACUCGUGCAGCGCUGUCUGCCCAUAUUGCAUGAUCACUUCCAAGAAGUCGAUGUGCAGAUGUCCGUGGCGUCCCUUCCCUGGUUCCUGAGUUUGUUCAUCAACAGCAUGCCUAUGGUGUUCGCUUUCCGGAUCAUGGACUGCUUCUUCUGCAUGGGCCCCAAAGUUCUCUUCCAAGUGGGGCUGGCUAUCCUCAAGAUCAACGGCGAGAAGUUGCUUCAGAUCCAAGAUGACGGGCAAUUUAUCCACCUCAUGCGGGAAUACUUCGCCUCUCUUGGGGACUCGGCGCACCCGGGUUCUACGGACCCUCGCGCCCGGGCGAUCACGCGCUUCCAAGAGCUUCUCCUCGUCUCCUUCCGCGAGUUCGCGGUCAUCACCGACGAGACUAUCCAGUCUGAGCGGCGCAAGUACCGCUCUGAGAUUGUCCACAGCAUCGAGUCGUUCUCGAAGCGCUCGGCGAUCCGGAACCUGCGCACACUGGAGCGCUUCUCGAAGGAGCAGGCCGGCCUCAUCUACGAUGCGUUGUUCAAGGCUAUUUGCAUCGAGCCGCCCCCGGCGGUGGCGCAGCCGCCUCCGACAUUGCUGACCACGAAGGGCGAGGCGGAGGAGCGGCCAGAGACGAGGAUUGGGCUGAAGACGUUCCGUGUGUUCUUGAGCGAGAUUUGCACAUGGGCGCGGACAGAGAAGAUUGUCCGCAAUGGUUUCCAGCAAAGAAUAGACCGCGAAGUCGCCGAGCACGAGCUCAUCGACCGCUUGUUUUACUUCUGGGAUACCGCUUUCAGAGGCGCGCUCUCAUUCCAAGACGUUGUCUUGGGCCUCGAUGGUGUCAUGUUCAAUGAUCUAAUGGAAAACAUCGAGUGGUUCUUCAAUCUUCACGACAAGAACAAGGACAGUUAUCUGACAAAGGACGAAGUGCUCACCUUGUCGGAGUCCCUUCUGUUCAUCUUCCGCCACGAGAUCGGGGAUGCAUACCUCGGAGCCGUCAGUCGGUUUAUGUCAAAUGCGUUCGAGUACGGCGACGCACUUCUUCCUCGGCCAGAGGGCGCCGAUCCCAAUUCCGAGCCGCCACCGAUCGAGUCAAACCAGCCGUACAUGAACCUUGCAACAUUCCGCAUGGUUGUGUUGGCGGACGAAAUUCUGGAGUCGUUCUUCGAGUUGGACUUUUCGGCGACAUUCAGGCUGGAGCCAGUCCCGAUUCAAGACAUUCCGAACUCAAACACUGGGCUCCUCGGGGACCUGUGGCACAACAUCGCAAGCGAUGACAACCGCAAGAUCUUCAAUAGGUUCACCGACGGGAUCGGAAAGACCAUCGGAAAGCACCAGGUCUUCACGCGCCCUGCCAUCGGCAAGUACACUGCGCUAGAAGAGCCAAAGGCACGCGAGUCACUCCUCACGCCCACUAUGCGUCGCUCAGCGUCCAAGGCGAGCCUCCAAAGCCCUACCGACACUCCGGCAAGCGACUCUUCCUCCUCGGUCUCCGCUCCCGCGCAGUCUGCAUCAACCCUUAGCGUGGACCAGCCCGAGGUGUCCUCCGCGACGUCCGCGGAGUUCUCGCCCAUGCCGAUGCCAAGCAUGUUCCAUGCCGCGGCGAACGCGGCGGCGCUCAUGGAGCGCACGCCAUUUGCGAUUGACGAUGCGAAGGAUGAUGAUGACGAGUCUGAUAUUGAGACAGACGUAGAGGACGACGGGGUCAUGGAUGAAGUGGACGCAUUCCUCGAGGCCCACGACUCUGGGCUGACAGAGGCUGAGCGAGAGCUCGCACAAGACCUUAUCAACGCAGAGCCCGUGAAGUAGGCGUGAUAAACGUGCUGAGCGGCUGGUGCCGGUUUCGCAGAAGGGCAUUCUAUGGCAUUCACGCGCAAGUUCGUCGGUGUACAUCUAUCUAUUCUCUGUCGCACUGUAUUCGGAGGAACAUGAACAGACCUGCUGCCUAGGCAGUGGAUACCAAUCGCACCCAUUGUGGAC